GCCAAAUGUUUGGGCUUAAGGGGAGCCUAAGCGGGAAGUGGGCUGCUGCUGAGGCGCUUGCCAGUCCCUCUCGCCCCCUGGGAGAGAUGGAAGGUGUCUGUUUUUCUCCCAUACGAGUGAAGAAGCUGCGCUGACUGAGAGCAGUGUCCCUGAUGGCUCAGCAGUUUCAGGUGCUGAGGUGCUGCUUCUGCAACGUCUUCCAAGUCCAGCAGGUGAGGCCGCGGGGGAGCGGGACCUGCCGGCUGGAGCGCGCGGGCUAUUUGAACCCGAGCUCUGCCCUCCUCGGGCUCACAGAACCGCUGCGUUGUAGAAUUGGAAGGGACCCCCCAAGGGUCAUCUAGUCCCGUGCAGGACGCUAAAAGUUAAUUUGAAAGGUGGUCAAAAGACAUACGUAAGUUGAGGUCUUGCAAGCUGGCUUUGCCUUCAGGGCAAACUUGGGCAUUUCCAUCACUACAGUCAGUGCUUUUUUCUUCUUUAAAAAAAAAAACACGUCUAGGGGUACUCUCACUUUGACUCAAGAAAAUCACCAUUUUAUAGUUCAAAUCGGGAAAAAUAAAUACAAUAAAUGGACAAAAGUACAAAGAUUCGCAAUAUGUUUAGGGGUAUGCAUACCCCUGCAUCCCCCCCCCCCCAAAGCACUGACUACAGUUACACAAAGGUUGUUGCUACAGGUCUAAAAGUCUGAAAUGGACCAAAAUGUAUACCAAGGGGGAGGGGGGUGUUACCCUUUCUUAGAGACCAGUGGUCUUUUUUGAUGAAUUAAGUAAAUAUAGUACUAAAAACUAGCAUCUAUUGGGGUACUAUCAAAUCAUUGUGCAUCACUCGCUGGCUGCAGCAAGUGUUCCCAAACUGGUCAACAGGCCACCUGUGGUCCAUGAGCUUCAUUUAGGUGGUCUGUGGUGUCUCUGGAUUUGUGUUUGAAGAUGAGAAAUGGCACAUCCAUUUUAUAUCCUUGCAUUGAUUUUUAAUUGUAUUUAUUUUGCUUCUGUAUAUUGUAUUUUAUUGUAUUAUAAUUUGAAUUCUAUGGUGAUACAGUAACACAUGAAAUAGGAAAUAAAAGAAGCAAUAAAAAUACAAAUAAAAAUCAUACAGCAUUUAGCACAGCACAUUACCAAUUGCUGCAACAGGCAGAAACAUUAAUUGGCCUGCCAAUUUUCUAGAAUUUUCAAUUGGUCCACGUGGAAGAAAGCUUGGCAACCACUGGGCUAGAAACUCCUUUUUUUAUUAUUUGCCGUUCCAUGUACUUUGACUUGAACCAGCUGCAGCUAUUUAUUCUGCCACUGUGCCAUUCUGCAGUGCUCCUGCUCCCUGGUCAAAGCCUGAGUGGGGCAACUUUUCUUCUGUCAAAGGCCACAUUACCUUGGACAGAAUCUGCCAGGGGCCACAUGUUAGCAGUGGAUUAGGCAAAAAGAGACAGUAUUAUUCUGGAUGUGUUUUCCAGAAUAAAGAUAGUCUUGCUUCAGUUUUAACUGUGGCCAAAAUUAAGGAGGAAACAAGCAGGAAGGAACAAAUGCUGAUUGGAUGGAAGAAUGGAGCAGCUUUGGGAGGGACUCGGGGCUGCAUAAAAUGUAAUGAGUGCAAGGCAGUCAGAUGUGGCUUAUAGCAGACUGUAGCCUGCAUUGCACAUGCCCCAAUCUGUAGAAUGGUCACUGUUGCAUUUCGUCUUUAAAGAGUUGUGAUUCCUUCGGCCAUUAAAUCUAUGGAUUAUGAUUGAAUUAUGGCCAGGUGUUCUGUGAUUCCAUGAUUUUGCCACACAAAUGUGGUAUUUAGUACUUACUGGAUGGAAAAGUAAGCAUUCUUCUCGGUGAGAAUACAGUAAAUUAGGCAAGCUAAGCAAGUCAAUAACAAUUAACUUUGUUGACAUAAUUCAGGCAGGGUGAAGAGUUCAAAUGAUGGUGCACAAUUCUGAUAUAUGUUUUUUUUUUAUUAGGUAAUACAAAAGAAUACUAAGGGGGGAAAGGAACAGAAAACCUACAAUAAACAAUUCUGAUAUACGUAUAAGUGCACAGUACACACAAUACUCUGAUCAUAGACCUGUUCUUGAGCCCCUUAAAAUACAUACUUGGCUUUUAUUGAAAAUCGAUGAAUAGUUACAGAAACAUGCACAGUGGCAAAUGUUUCACCCAUGUCAUAUGAAUUGUGUGGGUUAUUAAAGAAUUAUAUCUGCAAUUCUGUCUUAGAUCAAAAAGAGCCAAAAAUGGAAUUGCAAAGUAUGUGAUGAAAAGCAGUCAAUUUUAAAGGUGAGUACCCACAGUUCCUUUAUUUAAGUCCUGCUGUUAAUGAACCGGCUUUUUAGUAGGUGGAUUCUUUUUCCUCAGAUUCUCAAACUGCAAUCCUACACAUACUUAACUGGGAACAAGUCUCAUUGGAUUCAGUGGGGCUUACUGCUGCGUGGACAUGAAUAGGAUUUUGUUGUAUUAGUAAUCUAUGUUACCCACAUUAAUCUCUUUUUUAAAAAAUCUCCUUAUCUUGCAAUAGGAAUCUGUUCACAUAAUCUGGUGUUAAAAAUAGGUUAAGCAGUGGAGUGUUUCUAUUUUUUCUGGUACCUCCUCAACUAGAAGAGAUUUUAAUAUGUCAUCAUGUUAAUGAUAAAAAAUGUGAUCCAAAUAUAGUACUAUAGGAGAGCUACUAUAAAACAUGUAUUAGAAUAAGGGAGUCAUAGUAAUUAUUCUGAUUAUAUAAACUAUGUGGAAGUUAAAGUAUACAAAGAAGAGUAUACUGCAUUCUUUGCUAAAGUGUGGAGUGAUAAGAUGUACAGUGCAAGUCUGUUAAAGCAAAAGGUUGUAUAUAUGUCAGAUUUACAAGCAGGAAGUACCCAUUAUUAAGUAAUGUCCCUGGAACUAGGGCCUCUCAGAUAUAGCUAUGAUGCUAUUUCCUUGCCUAUAUAACAUUAAAGAACUAUGAAAAUAAGUGUUAACAAAACUUUUGUUACUUUAGAUUUUUGGUCAGGGUUCUGGAUCUGAUUGCAGGCGCCAUGUACAAAAACUCAAUUUGCUACAAGGACAGGUAGAGCAGGAACCUACAGAAAUGCUUAGGUAUGGUAUUAACUGAUUAUUUGCUGUUUUGUGUUUGUAUACAUUUGCAUUAUAAUUUUCAUUCUAAAUUGCAUAUAAUGGGCAGUAUCGAACAAAGUCAUACUCGGAGUAGACCCAUUGGAAUUAGUGGACUUAAGGUUACUUAAGUCCAUUGAUUUCAGUGGGUAUCUUCUGAGUACAUCUAUCACCCAAUGGAUUUUAAUUAGAGUGUUGUUUAUGCUAUACUUUUAUACUGUUUUAUUGUUGUUAGCCGCCCUGAGCCCAGCUUUGGCUGGGGAGGGCGGGAUAUAAAUAAAAUUUAUUAUUAUUAUUAUUAUUGUAUAUAGCCAAAGGUCUUUACAACGAAAGAUAGAAAAUAAAAGGAAAACUUUCCUCUAAAAUUGUAAAACGUAGCCUGCAACAAUUUACAACAUAAAAGAAAUUUACAACAUUAAAUUUUAAAAUUGGAGUGCGUUCACAUAGCUGGAACUGUGCAAAUUUGGUUACCGCUUGUGUAAUAUAUGCAGUCAUACCUCGGGUUAAAGACGCUUCAGGUUAAAUCUUCCUGCAGCGACCCGGAAGUAACGGAACGGGUUACUUCCAGGUUUCGCUGCUCGCACAUGUGCAGACGCUCCAAAUGACAUCAUGCGCAGAAGCGGUGAAUCGGGGCACGCGCAGGCACGGGUUGUGUUCUGUUCAGGUUGAAAAUGGGGCUCCAGAACGGAUCCCGUUCUCAACCAGAGGUACCACUGUAGAUGUUUAUCCGCUAGGAGUUCAACUGUCAUUUCUGUGCAGAUUGACCAGGAAGCCAAUUAAGAAUUGGAGAUAUAAAUUUUCUUCAGGGUGUUGUAUACAAGGGGGAAAUCAGCAGAUAGUGUGUGAUAUCUUCUACCUCUAUACUUAACCUGGCAGGGGAGACACCUUGAUCUUGUGGGUGAGAGAGAGACCUGAUGCUUUGCAGUUUGUGCUCACAUUUCAGUACAUAUGAACUCUAAAACACACACAUUUAUAUAGUGAUAUAACAUUAAGUGCAUUGAUUAUUUUCAGAUCUAAAGAAGAACCAAUAAAGAGAGAUGGUGAGAACACAAUAGUUAAACUGGAAGAGAAUUCGGGCAGGCAGGUAAACCCCUUUGUAUUAAAUAAAGUGUAUCUUCAAAGCCAAAAUUGAAGGACAACCAGUCACAAGCCCUUAAAAUGCAAAUCAAGGAAAGGAGAUGAGUUUAGCUGACUCCCCCCCCCCCCGAUACUCUCAAGAUUUAUUUUUGUGUAAAUGUUUAUAACAGUAAUUUAUCCAUUUGUUUAGUUAAGUAAGGACCCAUUUCUCCAUGUGACAUUGGGCAACCUUUGUUUUUACUGCAUAUUAACAGGAUUGUGUAAAGGUCAUGGUUCAUCAGAACACAGAAAAAUGUGUGGAACACAGUUCUUCUAGAUUGGGUACAGAAUUAAGCUCUCUGAGCAUACAAACUUUCAUUUUAAAUAGUUAUGAGGAUGGGCUUGAAUAAACACAGACAGAUCCUAUUGAAAUCUUAGAAGCCUGGGGUACUAAUUAGAAACCAUCUAGGGUCCUGCAUAUCUCUUGUCCUUCCCCAUGACAAGCAAAACCAGAACAAAUGCAUCUGAGUUUGCAUAAUUCACCAAAUUCAGCUUUUCUUGGUACUUGAGAUGGCUGGACAGUAGUAGCAUCAGUGGUAUUAAUAAAAAUAAUCAUUAUCCGGUUUCUUGCUGUGAUUAAAACAGAUCAAGAAAGCAACAGAGCAUUUAGUCUGAGAUGGAUAGUGAGUUAGGACUCUCGAUAAGACAUUCUGUAAUUUUUGUAGGAGGAAAAGGUAAAGUUGGUCAGCCGCUGGACUAAAUAUCUUGAUGGAAGAUGUGAAGAGCAAGUGAAGGAAGAUGAGGAGGAGAUAAUGGUGCAUACAGAAAAACAGAGCUACUCUUCCAAGAACACACUAAGGUGGAUAUGUAGUAGUUUCUUAUUUUUUGCAUAGUAAGUAAUGGUGCCUUGUUUGAACAUGCCAGAAUACUAUAACUGAAUCACAAGGUUCAUCUAAGAGGUACUUGCUUUUUUUCUCUGUGAUGCUGUGUGAAUUCAUUGGACCACUUUUAAUUUUGUUGCACCUGCUAGGAAGGGUCAGAAGACCAGCUUACACGAUUCCCAGGGGUCUAGAAAAAGGAGAGCUUCUGGAUUUGCAAAGGAUGUCCUACAUUUUGAGGUAUCGCUCUUUUUCCAAGAUAGCAAAUACUUAAUGUUUUAUAGUAUUACAGGACCCUCUUUUAAAUGUCAUAAAAGUUUCACUCGUGUUGUAUUCCCUGCAUUGUUGCUGAAAUGGGUAGAACUCAAAUCUGCCUAACUACCAUGGCUCUUCUCAAAGCAGCCUACCAAAUGAGUAGAGCUUACUGAGCACUUUCAGUAUAAUCAAAGCCUCACUGAAAGCACAAGGUGGUGUUUGUACAUAUCCUAACCAACUCUUUUACCUGACAAAUCAACUUUACAGUAUUCGUAGCCAGUGAAUUGGCUUUUUACUUAUUGUGCAGUGGGCCUGUUAUUACAGCCAUUCUAUGCGGCCCUACUCUAAUUUUUCCCCCACCAUGUAAGUAGUGUACAUCUGUACAGGAUGCAAUGUUAACCUUGCUAUGGAAGAUCUGGAUUGUCAAUGAGUAUCAACUUAAAGAAUGCAUGAAAAGCCUGCAGGAUCAGCCUGUGGCCUAAGUCCAGCAUCCUGUUCUCACAAUUUAAUAUCAUCAACAAACUUGGCCACCUCACUGCUCACUCCUAACUCUAGAUCCCUUAUGAACCAGUUAAAAAGCACAGGUCCCAAUACCAAUCCUUGAAGGACUCUGCUUUCUGCAUCUGUCCAUUCAGAGAACUGUCUGUUGAUUCCUAUUCUCUACUUCCUGCUACUCAGCCAAUUAUUGAUCCACAAGACAGCCUCUCAACGCUUUACCAUUAAGCUUACUCAGGAGUCUUUGGUGAGGUACUUUGUCAAAAGUGUUUUAAAAGCCCAAGUACAUUAUAUCAACCAGAUCACUUCUAUAUGCUUGGUGAAACUCUCAAAUAACUCUUUAUAGGUUUGUAAAACUGGACUUGCCCUUGCAGAAACCAAUGCUGGUUCUGCUUCAGCAAGGCUUCUUAGCAAGCUGUGCAGUUGCUUUCUGAAUCUGAGGAGAAUGUUCUGUCUUAAUAACAGAACCACCACCUGUGGUGCAUGUUACUUUCCUGCAGAUAGGUCGACUACUUACUUACCCACCUUAGAACAGACCAACCCAUGCAGUCUAGCCGAGUGUGCAACAGAGCAUCAGAUAAAGAGUAACUUUACUUAUUUGCAAUCUGGCAUUUCCAAUUAUUUCAGUCUCCUGCUUUUUAUCAUAGAACAGAAAAGAUUCAGCCAUAGUAGCUAAAAAUACCUGUGGAGAUUAUACAUCUGGAAAUGUGAUUCCUGCUGUCAAAGAGCAUCUGGUGUGCCAGAAGAAUAAAGAUUCAGAGUCAAGAGCUGCUGGACUUUCAAAGUGGGAGAAAUUCCUUUUAUCUGGUAAGAGUUGUAAUAGCGGCAAUGAAACUGCCAUGAUGCAAGAGAGGCAGGGAACGCUAGUCCAAACGUUUGCUGCAGGGACAAGUGCUGAAAGGCCAGCAACCUUCAGCCCCUGUAAUUGGCAUCAUGCAUCCAUUCCACUAGCUGGAGUGCAAAAGUUCUCCAACACUGAACAUGUUCCCAUAGCUGACAUACCUGUGGGAAGAGGGAAACACUUUCCUCCUUUGACUAAUGUUCAUCUUCAAGAAAAACUGCUUAAUAGACUGCCUGAACAGCAAUCUGCCUCUUUUUUAAAUACUCUUAUUAGUGUCUCAGAUUCAAAGAAUCUGCAUAGAAACCUCUUUUCUACAGGAGAUGACUUUGAUGAUGAUAUUUAAAUGCUCUUUUUUCUUCCCAACACUUUUUUAUCAUUAUUAGUCAUUAUUAGAGAUGACUUAGAAGAAUAAACUGUAGCCUGACCUAAGUCACAGAGCUAUGUUGUAUAUAUAAUCAAGGAGAUUGUACUCAAAUACUUUGUCAAUAUCUUUGGCAUGUAGGGCUUCUAUGAUGUUGUUCAUCAUUUGUGGUGAAAAAUGUGGUGUCGGGACAAGACUUUAAAACUAGCAAAGCAGUAUUCAUUGUAUACUAUGUAUAGGCAGAAAUUUCUAAAAAGGCGUUUUUCUGCAUUCAAGUACGAAAUUGGGCCUAGCUUUGUUUUCUCUUGCAU
Podarcis lilfordi (Lilford's wall lizard) is the source of this 7247-nucleotide messenger RNA. The record is from the annotation of a GenBank genome assembly. NCBI's taxonomy places the organism in Eukaryota, Metazoa, Chordata, Lepidosauria, Squamata, Lacertidae.